Molecule: messenger RNA, 2477 nt
Organism: Salmo salar (Atlantic salmon)
Lineage: Eukaryota; Metazoa; Chordata; Actinopteri; Salmoniformes; Salmonidae
Gene: smad5
Product: MAD homolog 5 (Drosophila)
Biological process (GO): transforming growth factor beta receptor signaling pathway; regulation of transcription by RNA polymerase II; BMP signaling pathway
Cellular component (GO): heteromeric SMAD protein complex
Molecular function (GO): DNA-binding transcription factor activity, RNA polymerase II-specific; I-SMAD binding; RNA polymerase II cis-regulatory region sequence-specific DNA binding
Source: RefSeq, marked provisional
CAGGCAUUGGUGGGAAAAAAAAGUAGAAAAUUAAAAAACGGCUUCAUGUCGGACUGCUUUAAAUAGAGAAAAAAUAAGGAAACGACCAGCCUGCCUCAAUUAUUCAAAGGUUCGACACUAGACCUUAACGUAGGCGCUGGUCACCACAUCAUAUGGACUAAACCAGAGACUCUGAACGAGAGAGGGAGAAGAGGAGAGAAUAGGUCCUUUUUCCUAUUUAUAUCUGCCUAUUGACUAGCUACGUUUGUAAAUCCUCUGGGCUGUUGUGUCCCAGAGAGGUGGGAUCUCAGCUGGACUUGUUCCCCAAACUGCACUCCCCUCAGUGGGGUUGGUUGUGACCCAGUGCCAGGGUACAUCCCACCUCACGGCAGGCUUUCCUUUCCUGAGCAGCUGUGUCCUGCCUGCGUCCUGCCUCUAUUUCCUGUCCUUGACAGCAGCACCAUGACCUCUAUGUCCAGCCUCUUCUCCUUCACCAGUCCAGCUGUGAAGCGUCUGCUGGGGUGGAAGCAGGGCGACGAGGAGGAGAAAUGGGCUGAGAAGGCUGUUGACGCCCUGGUCAAGAAACUGAAGAAAAAGAAGGGAGCCAUGGAGGACCUGGAGAAAGCCCUCAGCAGCCCAGGACAGCCCAGUAAGUGUGUGACCAUCCCUCGGUCUCUGGACGGUCGUCUCCAGGUGUCUCACAGGAAGGGGCUCCCCCACGUAAUCUACUGCAGAGUGUGGAGGUGGCCUGACCUACAGUCUCACCAUGAGCUCAAGCCUCUGGAGGUGUGUGAAUACCCCUUUGGCUCCAAGCAGAAGGAGGUCUGCAUUAACCCCUACCACUACAAGAGAGUAGAGAGCCCAGUGCUGCCUCCGGUUUUGGUGCCUCGCCACAGUGAGUUCAACCCCCAACACAGCCUCCUGGUCCAGUUCAGGAACAUGACUCACAACGAGCCCCACAUGCCCGUGAACGCCACCUUCCCAGAGUCCUUCCAGCAGCACAGCGGGGGCAGCGGCUCCUCUUUCCCAAUCUCCCCCAACUCCCCCUACCCUCCCUCCCCAGCCUCCAGUGGCGGGGUGGGCACCUACCCCAACUCUCCUGCCAGCUCUGGACCCUCCAGCCCUUUCCAGCUUCCAGCUGAUACCCCACCCCCGGCUUACAUGCCCCCUGAUGAGCAGAUGGGACAGGAGGGGUCCAUGGAGACCAGCAGCAGCGGCCCCAGGAACAUGCCUAGUGGGGAUGUGCAGCCAGUGGAGUAUGAGGAACCGAGCCACUGGUGCAGUAUUGUGUACUAUGAGUUGAACAACAGAGUGGGUGAGGCCUACCAUGCUUCUUCUACCAGCGUCCUGGUGGACGGCUUCACCGACCCCUCCAACAACAAGAACCGCUUCUGCCUGGGGUUGCUCUCCAACGUCAACCGUAACUCAACCAUAGAGAACACACGCCGCCACAUCGGCAAAGGGGUCCACUUGUACUAUGUAGGAGGUGAGGUGUAUGCUGAGUGUCUGAGUGACACCAGUAUCUUCGUUCAGAGCCGGAACUGUAACUACCAUCAUGGUUUCCACCCCACCACGGUGUGCAAGAUCCCUAGUGGCUGCAGUCUGAAGAUCUUUAACAACCAGGAAUUUGCUCAGCUACUGGCCCAGUCUGUGAACCAUGGCUUUGAGGCUGUCUACGAACUGACCAAGAUGUGCACCAUCCGCAUGAGCUUUGUGAAGGGCUGGGGAGCUGAGUAUCACCGACAAGAUGUCACCAGUACCCCUUGUUGGAUAGAAGUUCAUCUUCACGGCCCUCUGCAGUGGCUGGAUAAAGUGCUGACACAAAUGGGCUCUCCUCUCAACCCCAUCUCUUCAGUGUCCUAAUGGUCCCCCCCCCCAAGACCAGACUCUCAAUCCCCUCUCUUCAGUGUCCUAAAGGUUACCCGCCAGGCUGGGAGAUUCUUUCAAAAAAAAAAUUCAAACUUAACUGUAUAAUUUUUUUGCAUUGUUUAAUGAGCAAAAGCAGGUCUUCAAAGGCUGAACUGUUUCCACUAUCUGACAGCAGAAGGGAUUUAUAACCCAGAGCAGCAGAAUUAUGUUGAGAAAGAGCAGAAGAUAGACGUAAAACCGACAGAAGAAUAUUCAGAGUAGCGGCACAAAAUAUUGGACAAACUACUGCUCUGAGUCAUCACUACCAACCAUGUGCUUCUAUUGAGUAGUAGGACUGGAAAGCAUGUACCUUAACUGUUUCUGAUUUUUGCAUAAAAAUGUUUGGUAAUGAUUUUCUUUCUAUGUUUCUGUUAAAAGAAAAUGAUGUAUCACUACUCUGCCUUUACCACAGUCAAACUACUUGUGAUUUUACUCUAACUGUCCUUUCUUGCCAUCUUAAGGUAUAGAUAUCAUUAUGUUCACUAUUAGACCCAGAUCUCAUAACAAAAUGUUAACUUUUUUUAUAGUUUCUAUCGCUAGAAAAAAAAAAAACACUGAUUUACUGCCUUAAAUAAAGUAUGUCUAACUAA